AUGAGGAUUUACAAAUCGAAUGACCCAGACAUUCACAUCCCCACCGACCUCAAUCUGACAGAGCUGCUUCACACCAGCGCGCGCUCCCCACCCUUUUCGUCUGAUCAUCUCAUUGCCCUUGACAAUCUCCAAACUCGCUCUUUGGCCCUUGGCCAGCUUCGCUCAACAGCUGGUAGAUUGGCAGCGGGAUUGGCUCACAGCUUCAGACCACCCGACCAGGCCCGAUGGGCUCUCAUCUUACCGAAUAGUGUGACCUACGUCGAAGCAGUUCACGCGGUCCUUUGGUCCGGCGGCGUGUGGUGCCCUAUCAAUCACCAACUCAAAGCGGGAGAGAUAGCGCAUGCUUUGAGAGUUUCGAGACCGGACUUUGUCAUUGCGUAUUCGGAGGUGGUGGGAAAGGUAGAUGAGAGCGUCAAGAUUGCGAGGCAGAAAAGCCCUGACUGGAGGCACCCCAAAGUUUUGACGGCAAUAGGGUCGCCCGCCAAAGGAUACCCAGACCUUUAUGCGGAUUUCUUGGCCACCGAAUCGUUACCUAUUCCACAUUAUGCAGAUACUCGGAAGCGUCUGGCAUCGAUCCAUCUCUCUUCGGGAACGACGGGGAACCCGAAAGGUGUCGGCAUUUCCCAUUUCAAUUAUGUGGCAAACGUGUACCAGAUGUUCGCGCACGACCCGGAUCAGUGGUCGCCGAAAGAGAAAGUGGUUGCAUUCACGCCGUUUGUGCAUAUUGCCAACACGACUUUACCUCUUUUCCUGGGCCCCUGGACAGGGACGGCUCAUGUUAUCAUGGCGUCAUUUGAGAUCGAGGCAUAUGCCAAAUUGAUCCAGCAAACAAAGGCAACCUCCGCUCAGAUCUCUCCCGCGACAGCCGUUGCGAUUGCGACCACGGAUCUGGUUGAGAGAUAUAACUUUUCGAGCAUUACACGUUUCAUUUGCAUACCGAUUCCCUUGAAAGAGGACAUGUACCGCACGUUCUUGAGCCAGGGUCGAUGGAAGACCGUGACCCUGUACGGGAUGACCGAGGCGGCUCCAUAUGUGGCCUGGAAAGCGAUGGGGGACUCCAUGCCCGCGUCUAAAAGCGGAACGAUCCUGCCAAAUAUUCUGGCGUCUCUGAGACUUGAACAUGGCGAAGAUGCUCCGGAAGGCGGACCGGGAGAGCUGUGGCUCAAAGGGCCGAACUUGGUUGCGGGAUAUGUGGACAAUCCCACGGCCAAUCAGGUAGCCUUUGAUGGGGAAGGGUGGUAUAACACGGGUGACGUGUGUACCAUAUCCCCCGAAGGACAUUUGCAGGUUGUCGGAAGAACAAAAGAGCUGAUCAAGUACAAUGGCUUUCAAGUCAGUCCGACAGAACUGGAGGCAUACAUCUUCUCACAUCCCGACAUUGAAGAUUCUGCUGUUGGAGGAGUCUAUGACCGAACCAAGAUGACUGAACUGCCCACGGCGUAUGUGGUGUUCAAGAGCCAUUUGACGGACAGAGACCAAAAGAUCCAGGCAUUGAAGGACCUUCAAACACGGGUCGAUCGUCAAGUUAGCGGUUACAAGAAGUUGCGGGGGGGAGUAUGGGAGGUGACCAUGGUACCACGGAAUGCCACUUUGAAGGUCUUGAGGAAGCAGCUUGGAACGUACAAGACGGGACUCUGUUCAUUGGACAAUGAGAAAGAGUCGGCGAAAUUGUAG
Molecule: messenger RNA, 1674 nt
Organism: Rhinocladiella mackenziei CBS 650.93
Lineage: Eukaryota; Fungi; Ascomycota; Eurotiomycetes; Chaetothyriales; Herpotrichiellaceae
Exons: 1
Coding region: 1-1674 (557 amino acids)
Biological process (GO): secondary metabolic process
Molecular function (GO): CoA-ligase activity
Source: RefSeq, a predicted model, not a curated record